Molecule: messenger RNA, 3498 nt
Organism: Salmo salar (Atlantic salmon)
Lineage: Eukaryota; Metazoa; Chordata; Actinopteri; Salmoniformes; Salmonidae
Gene: ub2g1
Product: Ubiquitin-conjugating enzyme E2 G1
Source: RefSeq, marked provisional
UGCUAGCCUAGCCGUGUAGCAAGCUGUGCAUCCCUGUGUGAAACGAUCAACCAAAUAGGCCUUAUUCUAACAUCGGAAGCAGGCUACUGUAGUUAGGUGUCUCUCUAAUUCCUUGUUGUGUUAUAUUUUAUGUUAGAGGCAGGUCAGGUCGUUGUCUAUAUAGUUAGCUCAACUAAUCCACAUAAAAUGACUGAUCAAUCAUCACUGCUGCUUCGAAAACAACUGGCAGAGCUCAACAAGAACCCUGUGGAGGGAUUUUCUGCCGGUCUCAUAGACGAUGAUGACAUCCAUCAGUGGGAGGUGGUCGUUAUUGGCCCUCAAGAUACAUUAUUUGAGGGUGGUUUCUUUAAAGCCUACCUGACCUUUCCCCAUGACUACCCUCAUAGGCCCCCGAAGAUGAAGUUCAUCACAGAAAUAUGGCAUCCCAAUGGUAAUUGGUUUCAUGUGGUAUUCUUACUUACUUAGGCCUUUGUAUUCCUUGUGGAACAUAGGCCAUCGUGGAACGCUUCCAACCCUUUCUGUGCGUGCCCCUCUUUCACCCCAGCUGCCAAACUAACCCAGAUUUAGAUGCUAGAUUGUGGAGACAUAAUUUAUAGAUCGGCAGGUAAGGGUGCUCUUGAGCGGCUAGGUGUUCUUUACUCUUCGGCCAUCAGAUUUUCCACCAAUAGACACAUCACUGCACUCUGUACUCAUCUGUAAACUGGCCCUCUCUGUAUACCAGUGCAAGACCCACUGGUUGAUGCUUAUUUAUUAAAAACCCUCUUGGGCCUCACUCCCCCUGUCUAAGAUACCUACAGCAACCCUCAUCUUCCACAGACAGCACCCAUUCUGACAGUCACAUUCUGUUAAAGGCCCACAUCCCUGGAUCGCUCCUCUUUUCAGUUCCCUACAAAAAAAACACUCAAACUGGACAGUUUUAUCUCUAUCUCUACACUCUGACACUUGUGGCUGCGUCUUGUUUUUUGUCUCUACAAUUUUGUGCUGUUGUCUGUGCCUAACAAUGUUUGUGUUGCCGUGUUGUCUUAGGUCUCUCUUUAUGUUGUGGUGUCUCUUGUCCUGAUGUGUGUUUUGUCCUACAUUUAAAUUGUUUAUCCCAGCCCGUCCCCAUAGGCCUCUUGCUAGGCUGUCAUUGUGAAUAAUAGUUUGUUCUUUGACUUGCCUGGUUAAAUGAAGGUUAAAAAUAAAAUGUGCCAUCCUCUCUAGGCCUAGCGAUGUCAGACCAUCUGCUAUGUGCUUGGUCUCUAGGUGGUUUUAGGUCUUCCUCUUUAGCGGUUGCCUUGUGGGUUCCAUGUUAGGGCCUGUUUUGUGAUUGAUUUGUUUCUUCUUAGUGUGUGUCCUAUCCAGCACCACUUCCUCCUUUUUUAAGUUGUGCUUCUAUUGGGACCUGUUUUUUAAUUUCCCACAGCUUGAUGUUGCUGAUGCAGUCUGGCCAGUGGACUCCCAGAAGUCGUCGAAGACAGUGGUUAAUGAAUGACUUUAGUUUGUUCAGCGUGUUCGUAGUAGUUAUCCAUGUUUCAGAUCCGUACAGAAGAAUGUAUUUGACAUUUUGAGUUUGUCUUCAGUUUUAUUUCAAGUCAGUUUUGUUUCAUGUGCUAUACAUCUAGCUAAAGAUCUGUGUUUGUCAGCUGGUCAGCACAGGUUAUGAUUCCUGUCCUCCCCCUCUCUCUCAGUGGCAAAGAAUGGUGACGUGUGCAUCUCCAUUCUGCACGAGCCCGGAGAGGACAAGUUUGGCUAUGAGAAGCCUGAGGAGCGCUGGCUGCCCAUCCACACUGUAGAGACCAUCAUGAUCAGUGUCAUCUCCAUGCUGGCUGACCCGAACGGCGACUCACCCGCCAACGUGGACGCAGCCGUUAAGUCCCAUAAAUUCAGACAUACAUCCUCAGACGGGGGAAAUAUGCAUUCCAUUCAGUUAGAAAAAGCUGAAAUUAUGGUGCUAGUUUGUUUUUAAUGGUCUCAAUGUGAAAUUUCACUGCUCAUGAUUAGUCUUGAAAUUUGGUAGUAGUGAGGGAUACUCCACCAUUUAGUUGAUUGUAGUGAUUGUUAAACCCAGGGUUUUGAUGUACAAUUGUAUUGUGCCCUGCAGAAGGAAUGGAGAGAGGAUCCUUGCGGCGAGUUCAAGAGGAAGGUGGCUCGCUGUGUACGAAAGAGUCAGGAGAUGGCGUUUGACUAGGCCGCCUCCUCUACACAAACCCAGUGAGUCCCUUUCUGGAUCCACACAGCUAUAAUCUCACUCAUGUUGCAGAAAGUGAGACUCAUUCAGUGCCUUGGUUGGUCACUAAAUAAUCUUCCAUUUGGUUUCCUAGUCAGUCUUGAUGCUCCUUUGAUUGUCUGUUAUAUUUUAUGUCUGCAAGCUAACGGUUCUUUCUUUUUUAGCUAUUUUUACCUUGGCGAAUACAUCAUGUCACUCUUCAAUAAAGACUUUUGCACCAGUGUUCUGCUCUUAGGAAGAUGUGGAAUAAAAAGCCAGCCCUUUUCUUUAGAUGUGUAAAUAGGGUCAGGGUCAAGUAAAUGUCUGGAGAUAAACAUCCCCCUCAUGGUUAUCGUCCAGUUUUCUCACCUUAUACUUAUUUAUUUAGAUGAUAAUGACAAUUCAAGAUGUGUGGUUUUUGUUUUGAUGAGCUUGUUCUUUAUUUUCAACCUGCCACUGAGCCAUCUAUUUUAGACUUGUCUCUUAUGCAAUUUUCGAGUUCAGAGCAUUUGAAGAGAUUGUUACCAACAGGCUUUCCUUGCCCGUUCUAUACCUCUGGAAGCCCAUCCCCUCAAGUGUUCUGCAAAGUCCUUUCACAGGGGUCAAUACACUCUGCUGCCUUAAGUUGUUUCCCCUGUAAGCAAAGGAAACUGUCUCCAGUGAUGUCAACAUACAUUUCUGUGUUUGAUCAAUAUAUUUUUGGGGAUAAACCAAAAACAUUAGCAUGAGAACAGAGAAUAUUUUUUUGUAAUAAAGAUCAUCUCUAAAAUGUAAUUUUUUUGUGUAUGUAAAUAUAUUCUGUAUCAAAUUAGUUGUUGUUUGUGUACUUGAUUCUCCUUGCUGUUAUAGCUUAGAAUUUUUUUUAAGGACAUGUCAUUUUGCCCUUUGUCUAUUCUUGUGAGUGAAUCAAUUUAGCUUUGGUCAUGUUAACAUGUACACAGAAAAGUAAUCUUAUUUUAGAUUUGGCUCAGCCUUUUUGUUUGAAAGGUGUUUUGUGUGAUGAAUGAAGUGAUGCCACUUUUGGUUGAAAGUUUACUCAAGUAUUGACAUUUUAUCCUGUGCAAGUGGAUUAGACUGGCCAUCCGCAACAAUUUCGAACCCAAGAGGUGCUUUUUGCGUUUUACGCAAGUGUAAUGCAAAAUAUCUGAUAAUGGAAGUGGUGAUGGAUUGUUAGAACAAGAAAUAAAACUUGUAGCUCAAUAGUUCUAUUCACCUGUGUGAUGUGAAGGCUAACAUGAGUUGUGAAAUUGUAGGCAUUUACACCCACAGUUAAUGUCUAAAACUUGAGCCCAAUAAAGUUUUGAAAAUGA